CGGGGGCAGAAGGCGGAAGCGCGGCCGCGCGGGCCGAGCAGGGACAUGGCCGCCGCCGCCGCCGCCGGGCCCGCCGCGCCGCGCACCAAGACCAAGCGGAAGCGCUUCGUGCCCCAGCGCGUCAAGGUGCCGCGGGCGGCGGACCCGCUGCUGGGCGUGUUGGGCUGGGGCGUCCAGCACCAGAUCAAUGAGCUCAGCCAGGUUCCCCUGCCGGUGAUGCUGCUACCCGACGACUUUAAAGCCAACUCUAAAAUCAAAGUGAACAAUCAUCUCUUCAACAGGGAGAACCUGCCCAGUCACUUCAAGUUCAAGGAGUACUGCCCACAGGUCUUCCGCAACCUCCGCGAGCGCUUCGGGAUUGAUGACCAGGACUACCAGGUCUCCCUGACGCGCAGCCCGCCCCACUACGAAGGAGAGGGGAGCGACCGGCGUUUCCUCAUCUCCUACGACCGGACACUGGUGAUCAAGGAGAUCUCCAGCGAAGACGUGGCCGACGUACACAGCCUCCUUUCGCACUACCACCAGUAUGUGGUGAAGUGUCACGGGAUCACCCUGCUGCCCCAGUUCCUGGGGAUGUACCGGCUCAGCGUGGACAGCGAGGAGACCUACAUGCUGAUCAUGAGGAAUGUGUUCAGCCACCGGCUUGCUGUGCACAGGAAGUACGACCUGAAGGGCUCCCUGGUGUCCCGAGAAGCCAGCGACAAGGAGAAGGUCAAGGAGCUGCCCACGCUGAAGGACAUGGACUUUCUGCACAUGAGCCAGAAGGUGUAUGUGGAUGAGGGGCAGAAGGGUGACUUCAUGGAGAAGCUGAAGAGGGAUGUGGAGUUCCUGGUCCAGCUGAAGAUCAUGGAUUACAGCCUGCUGCUGGGCAUCCAUGAUGUGCUCCGGGCCGAGCAGGAGGAGGAUGAGGAUCUGAAGGAGGAGGAAGAGGAGGGGGAAGACGUCAUGGCUGUGGGCUCCUACGGGACAUCCCCCGAGGGGAUCGGCGGCUACCUGAACUCCUACAAGCCGCUGGGCCCCGGGGAGUUCGACCCCUAUGUUGACGUGUACGCCAUCAAGAGCGCGGAAGGCGGUCCCCAGCCGGAGGUGUACUUCAUGGGCCUCAUCGACAUCCUCACGCAGUACGACGCCAAGAAGAAGGCCGCGCAUGCCGCCAAGACUGUCAAGCAUGGGGCCGGCGCGGAGAUCUCGACCGUCCACCCCGAGCAGUACGCCAAGCGCUUCCUGGACUUUGUCACCAACAUCUUCGCUUAGUCGUUACCUGCCCAGAGAGGCCCCCCUCUUUCCCCCCUGCCCCCAUCUCAUCUUGUCGGAGCUGAAGAUCAAAGGUGUCCCCUGCGCCCCAUCCCUUGGUCUUAGUGCCCCCCUCUGUUUGCUGGCCGAAGGGCUCAUCUGAGCUCAAGAGAAGCCCGGGGGCCGGGUGGGCUCGGUUGCAAACCAAGUGCCUUAACUUUAUCUGCCCUCACUCGCCCAGCCGGAGGGGUCUCGGGCAGGAGAGAGGGGAAUGGAUCCUCUGACUGGGGUGCGGGGGGGGCUGCUGGCUGAGGGGCCCUGUCAGCUCAGCCCAUCUCUAGGGCUGGGGUCUGCAACCAGCCCUGUCUAAAGGGCAGGGCCGCCCAGGCCCGGCAAUAUGCAAUAAGAGAUUCCACUCUUUGGUGCCUUAGAGGGGGCAGACAAGUUCCUCCCUAGCAACAGUGACCCCCCCCCCCCCCAGCCUUUCCCUGAGCCUGGAGUGGCAGCGGAUCCCCUCUCCUGCCUACCCCCAUGUGCACUCUGCACUGGUUUUUCCUGCCCCGCCCCCCCCAGAAGGGAGAUAGUUCUCUUGGCCUGUCCCAUGGUGUAAUUUAUUCCUAGGUGAAAUCUCCCAGCUGGGGUUGUGGGGGGAGUUGUUAACACUAGUUUGCAUUGGGGUCCCAGCCCCUCGCUCUGCAGCCUCUCCCCACACACUACGUCCCCUGGGGUCAUGGCUGCAGCUGGCUCCCCCGGCGCCUGCCCCCAGCCUCACCCGCACGAGGCCACGAGCCGCAUUGGGCGCCGAAGCUUGGGUUCGAGCCAGGGCCAGGUUCUGGGCCCCCAGUGCUCAUGUCUCUCUGAGCCGCGGGGGCCAGGACCUGCCCCUCAGCCCUGCGUGCUGGAGGAGAGCGACUGGGCGCGGAGCUCGCUGCCCCCAGCUGUGAGCGCUCUGAGUCCAUAUGCUGGGCUCCCGGGGCCGGCGGGCCCUCCCAGGAGA
Molecule: messenger RNA, 2230 nt
Organism: Dermochelys coriacea (leatherback sea turtle)
Lineage: Eukaryota; Metazoa; Chordata; Testudines; Dermochelyidae
Gene: PIP4K2C
Product: phosphatidylinositol-5-phosphate 4-kinase type 2 gamma
Exons: 10
Coding region: 46-1254 (402 amino acids)
Biological process (GO): phosphatidylinositol metabolic process
Molecular function (GO): phosphatidylinositol kinase activity
Source: RefSeq, a predicted model, not a curated record